Dothidotthia symphoricarpi CBS 119687 is the source of this 1566-nucleotide messenger RNA. Its product is annotated as mRNA triphosphatase CET1. The record is from RefSeq and is a predicted model, not a curated record. Gene Ontology annotation, molecular function: polynucleotide 5'-phosphatase activity. Gene Ontology annotation, biological process: polynucleotide 5' dephosphorylation; 7-methylguanosine mRNA capping. The transcript has a single exon. Lineage: Eukaryota; Fungi; Ascomycota; Dothideomycetes; Pleosporales; Dothidotthiaceae. The coding region runs from base 234 to 1361 and encodes 375 amino acids. Gene Ontology annotation, cellular component: mRNA capping enzyme complex.
AACAUAUCUCCCAAAGAAGCACCACUGGGUUAGUGUGUCUUGGCAGUCCGUACUCUAGGUACACGGGGCGGGCUACAGUGAUGCACCGAAGCACAACCCUCUCAUCGCCAGCCAUGGAUAUAUCUGCGCUAGUGAAUCCUCACAACGAGUUACCACGUCGCCUUUCUUCCAACUCACACUCCAUAUCUGCCGCAAGCCCCAUCUCCUCCUCUGCAAAGCACCCGACGCCGCCAAUGUCGACUCAGAAGCAAAUGUCGCUCAAGCGCAAGCGAUACGACCCGAAGCCUAUUUGGGCGUAUCGCGAGAACGAGGCACUCUCAGCGGAGCUCCAGCAACAAGAGGAGCAGCGCCAGCAGUCGCGUGUACCACCUCCCGCCGUUCAACCACCACCUCAAGCGCCGUCGCUGGCCCAACGAAACGGACCGCCACCCGAGGGUCCUGCGGCGGAUGGUCUUAGUGGCUACGAGCGACCCAUCUCCGACGACGCGCAUAUCCACGACGACGUCUCGCGCAAAGUAUGCAACUUCAUCUGGCUCACAGCUAUCAACAACGAACACGUGCGAAACGCGAUCGCGGAAUCCCCAAACACACAACUCGAGGUUGAAGCGAGAUGGGGUCAGAUCCUGGACAGACAUAGCAACUCGCGUUUGCGCGGCUUCCACGAAACAGAGUGCGUCAUCAGGAGCGCAAGUGUGGAUGCUAUCUUCGAGAGCACAAUGACUAUGGAGCAGCACAGACGCAUGAACAUGUACCUCAACAACCAGGUGCAGAGAUCGAAGACGCCCGGAGCUCCGCGCGCGGAUAUUGGCUAUGCACAUACAAGAGAGAUUGACACAUUGUACGACCUCGACCAGGGAGCUCUCGACCAGCUGCCUCCGUUGACAAGAAGCUUUAUUGGACAAGCAGGCGGUCGCCAGCGUAUUCGCGUCACCCGAGAUGCGAAAACGAACAAAGUCAUAAGGAAGCUUAUCAAGCACCGGAUAGCGAAUCUCGAGAUCAGUUCACCGCAGACGGAGUGGGAUUACCGUAUCGGUAUCAAUCUCGAAAUCGAGUACCCUGGAUCUACAGAGGGUCUGACACCCGUCAUAGAGUCGGGAAAAACGCUUGAGAGCAUGCAACGUCAGAAGGACCGCAUGUCUUAUUCGUGGAUGGGCGCAUACCAGAUCGAUCUCACGCAGGUUACCCAGGGACAGAGCAAGAAUCACGAACUGGAGCUCGAACUUAGCUCGGAUGUGUUGCUGGACAAUGCAGAUCGGGUGAAGAGGAAAGAGGCGAACAGCUUUGAGCCCUUGAUUAACGGUAUGAUGAACAACUUGCGAGUGUUGUCGCGAGAGAUGACAUCCGGACCGCCGGGCGCUUGAGAAGACUUUAAUUUGUAAUUGACUGUAUAACUAUUUUGUGAUAUGUUUUGGCGUUUACAUACGCAGCGUAGUGCUGGCUAGCAGCACCUGGUACGGAGUUUGGCUCCUUGAUAGCAUGAUACCCCUUCUGUCUGCAUAAUGUAUGCAGCAGUCAGCUAGACAAAUGGCAUGUUAUGACGCGACAUGCAUAAUAUAUGUGAAAGCC